Malania oleifera is the source of this 4417-nucleotide messenger RNA. RefSeq names its product putative pentatricopeptide repeat-containing protein At1g74580. The transcript has 2 exons. The record is from RefSeq and is a predicted model, not a curated record. Bases 1347 to 3629 code for a protein of 760 amino acids. Gene Ontology annotation, molecular function: protein binding. NCBI's taxonomy places the organism in Eukaryota, Viridiplantae, Streptophyta, Magnoliopsida, Santalales, Ximeniaceae.
ACACUAAUCAGCCAUAUUUUCUUUGGUUAACAAGCCUUUCAACUUUUCAAAGUUCAUCAUACCUAUAAUUCAAUGUAUACUCAUUGCCCAGCCAAAGACAAAAGUUACUACACAUGAACAUGGCGGGAUUGAAUUCUGUAUUAAUUAAUCGCAUAGCGGAUUAAAUUCAUAUCACAGUUUCAAGAUUUGCAUAGCCAGGAUAAUGUCUCGUUUUGCCAACAAAGAGAAGGGUACAAAUUGGAAAGGGGAACAAGAAAAGAGAUACUUCAACACAAUUAUCGAACCCAAAUAUAAACCCAAACGAGAGAGAGAGAGAGAGGUUACAUCGAGAUACUCUUUAGCAUCGAGGGGAGAAGCGAGUUCGCAGUAAGAGACUAAACCCGAGAUCAUAUCACUGUCGAGAGCCAGACCAGUUUCCAUUCUCUUGCAAAGAUCCACCAACGCCUUCUCCAGCCAUUCUCCCGGCGACCCCAUUCUCCCGCCCUCUCUCUCGGCCCUCGGGACAGACUGAAUGAACGCGUAGAGCUUGGUUUUUCGUCUUUUACAUUCUUCGACAGACGGGACUGGUUUGCCGAUAUAUAUCCAUGAUGUUCUGAAACACCGUACCGUUGAGAUCAUGCCACGUCACCAUAAGAUCACGAGCUGGUGGGCCCCGAGAAAAUGAGAUGAGAAUCGUAUGAUAAUCGAACGGUUCUCAAUAAAUGUUCACAGAACCCGUCAAAGCAUUGGCCCUGUGUCUUAUCUCUUCUACCACAGGAAGACUUCCACCGGACUGGGCUCACUGCACAGAGGAGCCAAUCCUCUUCGCAGCAAUUCCCCCAUCAGUAGCCCAUAUCCUUGCAGCAAUAUUCCAUUUCUUCCAGGCAAUGGCUUGCAACGAUAUGGAUUUCGUGCGUCCCCGGUAAUUAUUUUUCUCUCUCCUCUGCUGUAAAAGAACUCCCUGUACGGCUUGAGGUUGUUACUAGGGGAUUUGCUUUCGAUUUCAGCUGUUGGAGUUGUAUUUGAAUGGUUCAAUUUUGUGGGUUCUAUUAAUGGUUCUAGGAUUUCGGCAUAUUGUACAACUGUUGGUUGAAGAUGGACAAAAAAGAUCAGAACUGCCUUUUCUUUAAUGAAGUUUUUGAGGGGGAAUUUUGCUUUGGAUUUCAGUUGUGAGUUGUAUUUGAAUGUUUCGAUUUUGUGGGUUCUAUUUUUGGUUAUAGGAUUUUGAGUUUAUUGUUCAAAUGUAGCUUGAAGAAUGUGGAAAGAGAAGGCCGGAACAGCUUUUUCUUUAUCUGGGUUUUUUGUGGUUUGAUGAGUUAAAUUAUUAAUUUUGUUAUAGCAGUUAAUUAUUUGUUUAUAGUAUAGGAAUGAGACCUACACUGCUUCCUAAACAUGUUGCUGCUGUUGUAAAAUAUCGAAAUGAUCCUCUCAAGGCGCUUGAAAUAUUCAACUCAGUGAAGAAGGAAGAUGGGUUCAAGCAUACCUUGUUAACCUAUAAAUGCAUGAUUGAGAAGCUUGGAUUUCAUGGGGAGUUUGACGCCAUGGAGCGCAUGCUGUCGGAGAUGAGGAUGAUUUUCAAUAGUAGUUUACUUGAAGGAGUGUAUAUUGGAGCCAUGAGAAACUAUGGGAGGAAAGGAAAGGUUCAAGAAGCUGUUAAUGUGUUUGAGAGGAUGGAUUUUUACAACUGUGAACCGUCAGUUCAAUCAUAUAAUGCAAUUAUGAAUUUAUUGGUGGAAUAUGGGUAUUUUGAUCAAGCCCACAGAGUGUAUAUGAGACUGAAAGAUAAACGGAUUGUUCCUGAUGUGUGUACCUUCACGAUAAGGAUAAAAUCAUUUUGUAGGACAAGGAGGCCCCAUGCUGCUCUGAGGCUUCUUAAUAACAUGCCUUCCCAAGGGUGUGAGUGUAAUGCAGUUGCAUACUGUACUGUGAUAGGUGGGUUUUAUGAAGAAAACUGUCAAGUUGAAGCAUAUGUACUGUUUGAGAAGAUGCUUAGGCUAGGUAUUUGUCCUAAUAUAGCCACAUUUAACAAGCUUGGACACAAAAUUUGUAAGAAGGGGGAAGUCAGAGAGGGUGAAAAGCUUUUCAACAAGGUUUUCAAGAGGGGAGUGUCUCCAAAUUUAUUUACAUAUAAUAUCUUUAUCCAGGGGUUUUGCCAAAAGGGCAUGCUUCAUGAUGCUGUAAUUUUGUUGGAGAAUGUAACAAGGGAAAGCCUAACUCCAGAUGUUGUCACUUAUAAUACAAUAAUCUGUGGCUUGUGUAAGAAUCAUAAUGUUGCAGAAGCUGAGCGCUAUUUGCAUAAAAUGGUCAAUGAAGGUUUUGAGCCUGAUGCUUUUACCUACAAUACAAUCAUUGACGGAUAUUGCAAAAUGGGUAUGAUACAAAAUGCAGACAAAAUUCUCAAUAAUGCAGCUUUCAAGGGGUUCGUGCCUGAUGAAUUCACAUAUUGCUCCCUGAUUAAUGGGCUAAACCAGGAUGGUGAAAUAGACCGUGCCAUGGCUGUAUAUCAUAAGGCACUGGGAAAAGGACUCAAACCUGGUAUUGUUCUUUAUAACACAUUAAUCAAAGGGCUGUGUCAGCAGGGACUUAUUUUGCAAGCUUUGAAGCUGAUGAAUGAUAUGUCAGAAAAUGGUUGUAGUCCCAAUAUAUGGACUUAUAAUUUAGUUAUUAAUGGGUUGUGCAAGAUGGGUUGUGUAUCUGAUGCCAAUAAUCUCAUUGGUGAUGCUAUAUCCAAAGGGUACCUUCCUGAUAUUUUUACCUUUAAUACAUUGAUUGAUGGUUAUUGUAAACAAUUGAAGUUGGACAAUGCAAUUGAGAUUGUUGAUAGGAUGUGGAACCAUGGUGUUAAACCUGAUGUAAUCACGUAUAACACAAUCCUGAAUGGCCUCUGCAAGGCUGCAAGGCCUGAAGAUGUAAUGGAAACAUUUAAAGCAGCAGUGGAGAAAGGGUGUGUUCCUAACAUUAUCACGUACAAUAUAUUCAUAGAAAGUCUCUGCAAAGCUCGAAAAAUAAAAGAAGCUUUAGAAUUACUGGAAGAAAUGGAAAAUAAGGGUGUGACUCCAGAUGUUGUUAGCUUUGGCACAUUGAUAGAUGGGUUUUGCAAGAAUGGAGAUUUGGAUGGAGCAUACCAGCUAUUUAGAAGAAUGGAAUGGCAAUAUAAGUUUUCACAUACCACAGCAACAUACAAUAUCAUGAUCAAUGCAUUUUCUGAGAAACUAAUUAUGAAUAUGGCUGCAAAGCUUUUCAGUGAGAUGGGAGACCGGGGCUGUUCCCCAGACAGUUACUCUUACCGUGUCAUGAUUGAUGGUUUUUGCAAAACAGGAAGCGGCAAUUCUGGGUACAGUUUUCUUUUAGAAAAGAUCGAAAAGGGGUUCAUUCCCUCACUCUCAACAUUUGGACGUGUAAUAAACUGUCUUUGCUUUGACCAAAGAGUUAAUGAGGCAGUUGGUAUCAUCCACCUUAUGGUACAAAACAAUAUUGUCCCUGAAUCUGUUAACAUGAUUUUUGAGGCUGAUAAAAAGGUGGUAGUAGCACCCAAGAUUGUUGUGGAGGACAUGUUAAAGAAGAGUCAUAUAACUUAUUAUGCUUAUGAACUCCUGUAUGAUGGUAUUAGAGAUAAGAAGCUACUAAAGAAAAAAUUUGCAAGAAGGUGAAAGAAAAAUUUUGCAAGAAGGUGCUCUAAUGAUUUCAGGAGGAGGCCUCUAGGUAUUGAUAGAUCAAUAUCAUUAUUGGAGAGAGAAAACCAUGCCCCUUAAUCUGCAUCAGAGAGACAAAUGAAAGAAAUUUCAAACUUUUAAAAAGUUGGCUUUUGGCAGCUUCUGAAAAAGAAAAAGUUACUGCAGAAUUUCAUGGAAAAUAUCUCAAGCAUGGUAGAAGAAGAGGCAUACAUCCGGAUGUUAAUACUGCCCUCUAAUUCUUCAAGGGAUCAUCUUUCAUUCAUGAUUUUUAAUUAAGGACCAGAUGUCAGGGGCAAAGGCAUAUAGUUUGCAAUUUGAGGCUUUUAUUUUUGCUAUAUAGAGGUGAUGUUGGAUUUUGUACAUCUAAAAGCAAGUUCAUGGUGCUUACAAAGGACAUGCAUACAAGUUACGCAAGUUGUGUGGGAGCAUAGAUUGCAUAGAAGGGCUAGGUGAUUUUAUAUUAUGUUUUGUCCAAGUUUGCAUAGAUCCAAAUUCCCAACUAUAUUUUCAAGAGAAAUUGGUGUGAUUGCCCCACCACGUUUUACCCGUUCAAAAAUUAGUGUUUCCCUUUUUAGCUUUGUGAUUCGGCCUUGAUCAAGACUUUUGAUGUAAGUUGCUUCUUACGAUGUAUGUUGGAUGGGGAGUUGGUUCCCCUUCGCCUGGGUAUGCUCGGUGUAUCCUGUACAUAUUCAUUUUGGUCAGUACAGAUUUACCCUUACUGAUCAAAAGAAAAAAAAAAAAAAGUAGUGCUCCCUUUAUGUGUC